Molecule: messenger RNA, 1883 nt
Organism: Bombus pascuorum
Lineage: Eukaryota; Metazoa; Arthropoda; Insecta; Hymenoptera; Apidae
Gene: nesd
Product: protein nessun dorma
Exons: 5
Coding region: 160-1782 (540 amino acids)
Biological process (GO): spermatogenesis; male meiosis cytokinesis
Source: RefSeq, a predicted model, not a curated record
GACUAUAGUUAUUACAAAAGUUUUGUUUCUAAUUUAUCACUAUUAAUAAUUCUCUUGAUUUUGACACCUAAAAAGCUGAAAUUAAUAUUUUUAGUAAUAUAACUUGCAAUAAAAUUUUAUAGGAAGAAAAUUUGUAACUCUGAUAGGCAACACAUAUCAAUGGAGAUAUAUACCUUUGACAAAAGUCUUCAAGAAAGGCUAGUUGAAUUAACAGAAAUAUUAUCUAGCAGAGGUGAAAUUGUACCUGCAUCACAAAUUCAGACAGAAUGGUCUUAUCAUAUAGAACUUGUACUAGAACCUGGUGGUUGGCAAGCAUUAUGGAGAAUACCACGUUUAGUGUGCGAAGAUUUUCAUAUUCAUUAUCCUACUAUUGUGGUAGUAGAAGUUGAGCAAGUUGAUUUCUGUGAUCUAUCUGCAUUGGUGAAAAUAACUGCUGUUCAAGAUGAAAUUCAAUUACCCGAAAAAUACGAUGUAUCACUUAUUGAUCUUUAUCCAACUUAUAAUCAGGAAAACAAUGUUUUGGAUAUAGUGGGUACUGCGUCCUGCCUCGAUCAGCUGAGAUUUUUUUAUAAAUAUUUAUGGAUGCCAUGGGACGUAGAUGACGACGAUAAUGUCGAUUGGGUGUCUGUACAUUUGGAAACAAGAAUUAGAUUGUUCUUCGACAUGAAAAGGCUUGUUGUUAGUAAAGAAAUUAGCGAUAUCAUUAGAGGUUUAGUAAGGGAAGGAAAGGAGAUCGAAGAGAAGAUAUCAAGAUUAGAGGAUACUAUUUCCGAGGGAGAAGAAUCAGAGAAUGAUAUAGUGGAUGGGGGAACAGCAUGUCAGUUGAUGAAACUUCAUUUUCGUUUGCAACAAAUUAAAAGGGAGAUGGAAGUUCUUGAAAACCCAGCUAUGAGAGAAAUUUUUCUGAAUCAGACCUCAUCUUUGGAUGAUGAAAUAGAGAAAAGUAAAAGUACAGAAAUGAGCAAGGAAGGCUAUUUUGUGUGGCUCGGUGGAACUCUUGAGGAAAUGAAGGCAAAAAUAAACAAAGUUCAAGCUUCUUUACCCCCAGAAUUAUUUUUUAAAAUAUCUGGAUCUUUGAUAGAGACUCUACGCACGUGUGACGCAGGAGAUAUCGUUAUAGUUGGAAAAGGAACUCAUCGAAUAAAAGGAGCUGAUAGAUUGGAAGAUGGAGGUACCAUUAGAGGAAUCGAUAGCUUAGAACAUACCAUUCUUAAUAUGAAAGACACAGAAACUGCACCAUCGUUGCUUGAUUUCUCUGGCAGUGAAGUUUUACUAGAAAAUAUUACUGUAGAUGUGGGUGAUCUUAGAGCAGCUGUAAUAGUGAGAGUUGGAACCACAAAAAUAGUUAAUUGUAAAAUAUGUGCCUUAAAUCGGAGUAUGGUGAAAUUAGGAGUUGUAGUUUUACCAGAUGCAAAAUUAAUAAUAGAAAACACACUCUUUGACAGUCUUGGGACAGGUUUAGUUAUCUAUAGUAACGGAGAAGUGUUUAUGAAUAAUUGCAACUUUACAAAUUGCGCAGAGGGUAUACAAAUUCAUGACAAUGCAAAAUUAACAGCAAAAAAUUGUUCUCUCACACAUUUUAAGGAAUACGCUAUUCGAUUAGAAACGCAAAAAUAUUUAAACGAUACAAAACGUAAAUGUGGUAGCCUUGAAUUAUUAGAAAAGGUACCUGACAUUUCUCUAUAUGGUUGUAAGUCUGAGGGUAACGGCAAAGGAGAUGUUAUAUUGAAGCGGACCACAUCAUUUAUUUUAAGAAAACAAGAUGAGUCUAUGGAGACUUAGAGUAAUCUUUUUUAUUAUAACUGAAUUUUCUAUUUUUGUUAUAAAAGUGCAUGUAAUUUUUGAAUGUUUGAGAAAUAUAAUUGUACACAUUUUUAUGUGAA